Molecule: messenger RNA, 564 nt
Organism: Rhinocladiella mackenziei CBS 650.93
Lineage: Eukaryota; Fungi; Ascomycota; Eurotiomycetes; Chaetothyriales; Herpotrichiellaceae
Exons: 2
Coding region: 1-564 (187 amino acids)
Source: RefSeq, a predicted model, not a curated record
AUGAAGUUCCUCAGUGUCCUCGCACCGUUGGCUUUGGCCUCGACGGCCGCUGCCAUGCCCCGUUGGAGAGAUUGGCAUGGAGCUGGUCCCAAAUGCCCGGAGAGCACCUGCCUCACUCAAGUCGAUGCCGAAGACAUUGUCUCCAAGUUUGCCUCUGUCCUCGAUCACCCCGAUGUUGCCGCUUCCAAUAGCACUGCUCAAGCCUUGAUCGCCGAUGGUUUCUUCGAGAAAUCCGACUCCAUCAACAUGCUUGCCGGUCACCCCAUUGGCGCCGUCACCUUCUCUGGUAAAGCAUCCUACAUCCAAGGUGUCCUCCUCGCUCCCUCCAUCACUGGUAUUGAGACAAUGAAGGUCAUGGUCGCCGGCUGUACCAACGUCCUGUGGUACUGGAAGUUCACGGGCAUUGGCACCAAGCAACUCCCCAUCAACGGAUUCAACUUGUUCGAAAUCACUCCGGAGAAGCAGAUCGCCGACAUGUAUGUGGAAUUCAACAACAUCGCCUGGGGUAUCGAUACGGGCUUGACCGUCUACAGCCGCAACGGUACCGAAUUGCCCUUGGCAUAA